Messenger RNA from Arachis duranensis, 2278 nucleotides. RefSeq names its product protein kinase PVPK-1. Gene Ontology annotation, molecular function: ATP binding; protein serine/threonine kinase activity. The coding region runs from base 473 to 2224 and encodes 583 amino acids. NCBI's taxonomy places the organism in Eukaryota, Viridiplantae, Streptophyta, Magnoliopsida, Fabales, Fabaceae. The record is from RefSeq and is a predicted model, not a curated record. Gene Ontology annotation, cellular component: nucleus; cytoplasm; plasma membrane. The transcript is spliced from 4 exons. Gene Ontology annotation, biological process: protein phosphorylation.
UUUUUUCCCCGCGUAGCUUUGCUUGCGAGGUUGUCUUCGUUUUCUGCAAUUCUCAAUUCACAAAGCCAAAAAAUAAUAAUAAAAAGCACCCUGCAACUCACCACUUAAUUAAAAGGCCAAAAAUUAUAAACGAGCACAUCAACAGUCUCUGUUGUUAUUGUUAUUAUUGUUACAGUUUUUAUUUGUUAAGUGUCCCUUCCUCCUUCUUUUGGAUCGGAUCUGAGUUUCAUGUUCUACGGACUAGAAGAGCAAAGACAGACACCAAACCCAAGUUGUUUCACUUUCUUCAGAACUUGUUCUAUAGCCAUGGAACAAGGUUUCUUCUUCUGGCAUAACAUUGCAGUGUGUCUCCUUUGAUGAUAAGUUUCUAUUGGCAUCAGGAGAAGGCGUUGGACUUGUCAAGUUAUGGUUCUGUUUUGUUCAUGUUGACCAGAGAAGAAACCGGGUUUUCUUGCAAGUUAAGAAUUUGUUGAUGGAGUCAGCUGUUGAUGAAAUUGAGUCUUUGCCAGAGGUUCAGAAUUCAGUUUCUGGGGUAGAUCAUGAUCCUCCUUCGACAUCUGGGACUCCGAAUUCGACCGCUCCUCAUACUUUCGGCCUCAAUGACACAGUUGAGAGUUGCUUAGCGAAGAACAUUGUCACAAUGGAAAAGAAAUUGUGCAUCAAACCAAAGUUUGAAGAUGCCAAGAAUUAUGAUUUGAGCAGCCAAAUGGAAUCUGGGAAACACAAAUCUGGUGCAUUGAAUGGAGUUGCUGAUCAAUCGGAGAUUACUUGUUGUCCGAGCCCUCAGAAUAGUUUCUAUUCAGAAGCCAAACAAAGCUCUACAAUUGCUGGAGUGAGUGAAUGUGUAAGUGUUGAUAAGUCUGUUGAAAGCGGAGAAGCUGUGAAUUCGGUCGAAUUCAACGAGAGCAGGAAGAGCAGCAUCUGUAGAGGGAGUACAGGAAGUGAUGUUAGUGAUGAGAGCAGCACCAGUAGCUUCAGUAGUGCUUUGUAUAAACCCCAUAAGGCAAAUGAUAUAAGAUGGGAAGCAAUUCAAGCUGUCCGAGCUCGGGAUGGAGCUUUGGAAAUGAGGCAUUUCAGGUUGUUGAAGAAAUUGGGGUGUGGAGACAUAGGAAGUGUAUAUCUAGCUGAGUUAGGUGGCACAAGGGCUUGUUUUGCUAUGAAAGUAAUGAACAAAACGGAGCUGGCGAAUCGCAAUAAGCUCCAGAGGGCUCAAACGGAGAGAGAGAUAUUGCAGUCUCUUGAUCAUCCUUUUUUACCAACUUUGUAUACUCACUUUGAGACAGAGACAUUCUCUUGCUUGGUAAUGGAGUUUUGCCCCGGCGGGGAUCUGCAUGCACUCAGACAAAGACAGCCGGGGAAGUAUUUUUCCGAGCAUGCUGCCAGGUUUUAUGUGGCAGAAGUUCUCCUUGCUUUGGAGUACUUGCACAUGCUUGGAAUCAUCUACAGAGACCUUAAACCGGAAAACGUGUUGGUGAGGGAAGACGGUCAUAUAAUGCUGUCGGACUUCGAUCUCUCUCUAAGGUGUGCAGUCAGUCCUACUGUUGUAAAGUCCACAAACUCUUUCUUGGAAAUGAAAACCUCAGGAUAUUGUGUUCAGCCGGCCUGCAUUGAGCCGACUUGCGUGAUGCAGCCGGACUGCAUCCAGCCUUCAUGUUUUACGCCACGCUUUCUUAAAGGGAAGUCGAAGAAGAAAGAAAAGAAGUCAAAACAAAAGAAUGAUGUGCAUAAUCAGGUGACUCCUCUCCCUGAGCUCAUCGCCGAGCCCACGAAUGCGAGAUCAAUGUCAUUUGUAGGAACACACGAAUACUUGGCACCCGAAAUAAUCAAAGGUGAAGGACAUGGUAGUGCUGUAGACUGGUGGACAUUUGGGAUAUUCUUGUAUGAGCUUUUGUUUGGUAGAACACCAUUCAAAGGCUCAGCAAACAGAGCAACUCUGUUUAAUGUUGUUGGCCAGCCCUUAAGGUUCCCAGAAACCCCUACAGUAAGCUUUGCAGCCAGGGACUUAAUCCGGGGUUUACUCGUGAAAGAGCCGCAGAAUCGGCUGGCCUAUCGACGCGGAGCGACAGAGAUAAAACAACAUCCGUUCUUUCAUAAUGUUAACUGGGCGCUGAUCCGCUGUGCGAGUCCUCCAGAGGUGCCAAGGCAGGCCAUGAAGGCCCUCGCAGCGGAAAAGCCGCCUGGUGUCAAGCCUUCUGGUAACUAUUUAGAUAUUGAUUUCUUUUGAUCCUAAUGUCUGUUUUUUCCUUCUUUGGAAUAGUUUCUAUCUUUUACUUUGUGU